Messenger RNA from Capronia epimyces CBS 606.96, 636 nucleotides. RefSeq names its product phosphatidylserine synthase. The transcript is spliced from 4 exons. Gene Ontology annotation, molecular function: phosphotransferase activity, for other substituted phosphate groups. The coding region runs from base 1 to 636 and encodes 211 amino acids. NCBI's taxonomy places the organism in Eukaryota, Fungi, Ascomycota, Eurotiomycetes, Chaetothyriales, Herpotrichiellaceae. The record is from RefSeq and is a predicted model, not a curated record. Gene Ontology annotation, cellular component: membrane. Gene Ontology annotation, biological process: phospholipid biosynthetic process.
AUGUGGACUUCGAAACUGACGCGCGACGUUAGGGCAUUGCACCUGGCUGAUCUGAUCACCGAGAUGAACGGUUUCUGUGGCUUCAUGUCUAUACUUUUCUCCAUGCGAUACUGUCUUUCCGAUCCUCAAGAUGUCAACAAGCUUUGGUUUGCGUUCGCACUCAUGCCAUUCGGACUCUUCUUCGACUUCUUCGAUGGCAAAGUCGCACGGUGGAGGCAGAAGUCUUCGCUGAUGGGGCAGGAGCUGGAUUCACUGGCUGAUCUGGUCUCUUUCGGACUAGCUCCUGCCGCCGCGGCCUUCGCCAUAGGAUUUCGCACCAAUGUUGACCAGUUGUUCCUGACCUUCUACGUGCUCUCCGGAUUGACGAGAUUGGCAAGAUUCAAUGUGACAGUCGCCAUGCUCCCUAAGGACAAGACUGGAAAGUCUCAGUACUUCGAAGGCACACCCAUCCCCUUCGCCUGCCUGACCAGCUCCGCAGUCAUGGCAACAUGGACCUUCCUGGGGCUGAUACACGAUUCCUUGCCGUUGGGGACGGUCUUGCCGGGGACUUUGCUCGAAUUUCACCCGGUUGGCCUCCUGUUUAUCAUCAAUGGCUGCCUGAUGGUCAGCAAGACGCUCCACGUUCCGAAGCCGUGA